AAUCGAUGGAAGGAAGUAUUUCCGGCCCAAUCAUGGCAAUCGCAGUGGUCAUUCGUCGUCGUCGACGUUUGGAUGCUCGUCGUCAGGCUCUUCGCUUGAGGAUAGCUUUGCUUCUUCUAUGUCAGCCGAAUUCGCUUUUGGAGAGAAUGUAAUGAUGGAUAAGGGGCAGGUCAGCGAGAAGAACCAGCUGAACAUCGUGAACAUCGAGAACGGCCUGGAUACACGUACGACGGUCAUGAUCAAGAACAUCCCAAACAAGAUGAGCGACCAGGACCUCAUGGCCUUUAUCGAUCGGGUCUGCCCCAGGCGCAUCGACUUCUUGUAUCUGAGGAUGGACUUCCAGAACGGAUGCAACGUCGGCUACGCGUUCGUGAAUUUCAUCACCGUCCAGGACCUGCUACACUUUGCGACAACCCAGCUUGGCGUCAAGUGGAACAUGUACUCCAGCGAGAAAGUGCUUCAGAUGAGUUACGCCAAUUAUCAGGGUAAAGAAGCCCUAGUCGAGAAGUUCAAGAACUCAUGCAUCAUGGACGAACGCGAGGCCUGGCGUCCCAAGAUCUUCUUCUCCAAUGGCCCAAACCAGGGCCUUCCCGAGCCGAACGAAGCGCAAGCAAUCGCGGGGCCCUGUUCGUUCCCGGGGUACAUCACUACAGUGGGCGAGGCCGUGGCCACGCGCAUUGCCAGCCACCCCCGGGCCAUGGGCACUUCAGGCAACAGGGCUUCGCGCCGAGGUUUUAAGACCUACAGCAUGGCUGCUUCUUGGCAUCUCGCACCUGCCGCUCGAUCAUCCGCUCUACUGAUCAUUCAUUCGUCUCGACUCAUGUCGCCUGCAUAAUCUGCUCUUCCUCGCUCUCUCGUCUCGUGUAUCGCUCUGUCACAUAAGCCGCGCUCGCUCACUCGCUUCCUGCUGCUCACUCCGUGUUCAUCUUUGUCUCACCACAUUUCGCCCUUGGACUCGCACCUGCAUGACUGUGCUCA
Phanerochaete carnosa HHB-10118-sp is the source of this 978-nucleotide messenger RNA. RefSeq lists its product as uncharacterized. Gene Ontology annotation, molecular function: nucleic acid binding. Lineage: Eukaryota; Fungi; Basidiomycota; Agaricomycetes; Polyporales; Phanerochaetaceae. The coding region runs from base 119 to 835 and encodes 238 amino acids. The record is from RefSeq and is a predicted model, not a curated record. The transcript has 5 exons.